Echinops telfairi (small Madagascar hedgehog) is the source of this 3122-nucleotide messenger RNA. It is a transcript of the gene ZMAT4, whose product is annotated as zinc finger matrin-type 4. Lineage: Eukaryota; Metazoa; Chordata; Mammalia; Afrosoricida; Tenrecidae. Gene Ontology annotation, molecular function: nucleic acid binding; zinc ion binding. The record is from RefSeq and is a predicted model, not a curated record. The transcript is spliced from 12 exons.
CCGACAACCUCCGUCCACCGCGCAGCAUCGAGCCGCUGGGCACCAGCCCCUCUGCUCCGCGGAAAAGCCUGAUGAAGUCCUCCGAUAUCGAUCAGGAUUUAUUUACAGACAGUUACUGCAAGGUGUGCAGUGCACAACUGAUAUCCGAAUCUCAGCGCGUGGCCCAUUAUGAGAGUCGAAAACAUGCCAGCAAAGUCCGACUCUAUUACAUGCUUCACCCCAGGGAUGGAGGUUGUCCCGCCAAGAGGCUCCGGUCAGAAAACGGCACAGAUCAAGAUAAGAUAGAUAAAGUAACUUGUCUUACAUGAUAUAAUUUGAAAUUUCAAUUUUCAGUCUAUUCUGAUAUCCACUUUAAAGGGAAACUGCAUUGAACUAGGUGGUCUUUCUUACUCUGAGAAGAAACUCCUUUGAAAGAAACAACAACACCCCUGAGCUCCCUUAAGCCCCCUCGAGUGGACGCUGCACCAGUGGUCGCAUCCCCUUAUCAAAGAAGAGACUCCGACAGAUAUUGUGGGCUCUGUGCAGCCUGGUUUAACAAUCCUCUGAUGGCGCAGCAACACUAUGACGGCAAGAAACACAAAAAGAAUGCAGCGAGAGUUGCCCUAUUAGAACAACUCGGGACAACCCUGGAUAUGGGCGAACUCCGAGGUCUGAGGCGCAAUUACAGAUGUACCAUCUGCAGUGUCUCCCUAAACUCAAUAGAACAGUAUCAUGCUCAUCUGAAAGGAUCGAAACAUCAGACCAACCUGAAGAAUAAGUAGUGAAAACAUCAAUCAAGAGAUAAGAACAAAUGUCAGGAUUUCUCUGCUGUGGAGAAUUGCUUAUCAACCACCAGAGGAGGAUUCUUUCUUGAACAAUGAACAUUUCUUAUGAGGAUUCACAGAUUAACAUAUGACUAAUCUUGGUUUCGGAAAAGGAAUGAGGUUUCUCUCUCUCUCUCUCUUUUUUUUUAAAACUUUGUGGUAAGUUAUAAUAUUUGAAUGGAUUUUUAAAUUCUUUCCUGAUAACAUAUUCAGCACAUGUUUGAAGUAAUAAUCAUGUAGCAAACGUAAAGGCAGUGGAAAACUUCCAUUUCCUAUGUAUUCUAGAUUUCUUCAGAAUAUAUUUAUUCUCUUAAACCCUUGAUGAUUGUGAUGUAAACCACCUUCCUCCAAAACUAAGCAUCUUUCUUCCUCAUGUUGAACAUGAUUGUAGCAGCAGGCUCAAGACGAGAAGGAAGGCACCCUGUGAAGUGGAAGAUACAGAAGAGAGAAAUUCCGGGUGGUUUGUACUGCCUCAAACAGAUGAUCCAGGUUGGCCAUCCGAACACGGAGAACGAGGAGAGGAAACAGUAGAAGCCUCAUGGUUUUGUUUUCAGUCAUUCAAGAACAGUGCCUCAAGGUUAAGCCAACUUCCCUUUCUUUGCAAGCUGCCAAAAAAAAAAAUACCUUAGGAAAAGAAUUAGUUUGCCUGCAUGAUGAUCCUCUUAGGCAAAAAAAAAGAAAAAGAAAAAAAUGUUUUUACAGCAGUUGACCUUGAUGAAAUGCUUUCCCAAAGGCCUUGAAAGAAUUCUCAAGCCCAGAGUGGGAUGGAAAUAAAUGGAUGGUUCUGACUCGCGAGUUGUUCUUUGGGGGGACUAGUCACGUGGAAAGAAGUGUGUUAAACCCGAAGAACUGGGAGCCCUGUGGAAGCUGAGGGCCCCCCCCCCCCACUCCCUGUUUUCCAUUGAAAUCAUGUAGCCCAGCCUAAGAUUCAAUCACUUGGGAAAGCGAGUCUCCUGCCCGUAUGGCAGAGUGAACGAGCAUCCCUCUCGGAUGGCGAGUGUUUCUGAGUGCAGAAAACUCUUUAAGUUUGAAUUCCGCCCAUGGGACUAGUCUUGGGGUCCUGCCAGCUGAGCGCCACCCAGGCCUUUCGCUUGCGGCGAUGAUGCUUCUCCGUGCUCCCACUGCGACUCCCUCCAGCCGGGCUGCCCUGUGCACGCGCGCCCACAACGGUUCUUCUGCUGUCAGGAUUUUUCUGGACGUCUUUUGUUUUUUUCCGCCGAGAGCUGAGGUGGUUACAGCCCAGUGAGCAAUAAAUGGAGCAACAUAGAAGUGCACAAUGUUGUUAAAGGUGGCUGUCUUCCUGUGUUUGAAAUUUGGCGCCAUUCCCUCAGGAGGAACCCCGUCUGCCGGGUUCUGUGCCUGUCGGGAGAGGCAGCCACCCUGGACUGUGAUGAGAAGGAAGGUGUUGGAUGGGAAGCAGUCUUUUCGACCGUUUUGGAAAGCACACGACCGAACUGCAAAAUCCCAGCAAUGGCUUUUCCCUGAAUGUGUAAAAUAAGGCUUUAUUUGUCAAUUCUGCUGUAAAAUAAGCACUGUCCAAGUUUAAAAACAAGACAAAAAAAAGUCGUUUCUAUAUGUGUUUAGUGAGUGUGUUGAUACCUUGAAGUGUAUAUGUUUAAAUUACCUAAUAGGAAAAAAAAUCUAUGAUUAUAGACUUCUUUUGCUUUACAGAGGGGCCAUAAUAAGGCCUUUUAUUGAUAAGCUCCUACAUAUAAUAAUAAUCAGAGUAUUUCAGAAUUCCUAAUCUAAAUACCAUUGUUCCUUGGCCACCUGCCAAGUCAAAGUGAAUCCCCAGGCAAUUUCUGUUUGUGUGUUGUCCAUAUUUGUUUACUUGUACCCCUUCAGGUAAGGAAAAUUAAUACUCCAUGCACCAGGGAGACUCUAAAUUCAGUUUUUGCCGGAAGUGCCCAUGCAUGUUAUUUUGUUUGGGCUUUUUUUGUUGGGGAGGGUGGGACCUGAAUGAAAACAUGCCUGCUUGGGAAGCUAGCUGGUUUUUGUUGUUUGUUUAAUUAGAUCAUAUCUUAAUUGUCAAUUUUAUUAUGAAUGAAUGGGUUGGGUUCCUGUGGUAAUAAAUGUAGGUAAUAAAUAAUGUCUUCAAAUUGCCAAACUGCUUCCGGUAGAGGAGAAAAUAACUUAUCCUUUCAGGGCCUUAGGGCAAGCAGGGACCUGAAGCUGCUCAGUAAGUGCCAGAGGUUCUGGAGAAGAGGACCCCACAGUGAUGGGAGGACUCAGGGGAGCCGGAGGAAAAGUGAGAGCCCUGGUGGCAAGAGUGGUUAAGUGCAGGGCUGCUAACUGAAAAGUCAGCAGUUCAAAUUCCCU